AUGGCUUUUCAAUCACUCUUCUCUAAGCAUAAAAUCUUAGCCUCUUACAUUUUCCCUCUUGUUCAAAACAAGUUCCUUCAAUCUUUAUCAACCCCACGAGUUUCUACCCCAGCAAUACUACCUGAACUUGUCAAUGAGGUAUCUCGUAUUGUCAGUGAUCACCGUCACCCUCACCAUGAUCUACAACUGUCUCUCACUCCAUUUUCAUCACAAGUUUCCACUUAUUUAGUGGAACAGGUUUUGAAAAGGUACAACCACCUUGGCUUUUCAGCCCACAGAUUCUUUCUUUGGGCUAAGUCAAUUCCGGGUUUUGAACACAGUGUCGAAAGCCUCCCUAUUUUGGUAGAAAUCUUAGGAAGGUCUAAACAAUUUGCUAUACUUUGGGAUUUUCUUUUAAAAAUGAGGGAAUCUGAGUCUUCUAGUUGUAAAAUCAGUAACAAAUUGUCUGGAUCAUUUUCACUGCGUAUAGCCGAGCUGAUUUGCCUGACGGUGCUAUUCGGUCUUUUGUUCGAAUGGACGAAUUUGGAAUCAAGCCUGGUAUUAUUGAUUUUGAUUUGCUUUUGCUCACUUUAUGCAAGAAGAGACAUGUCAAGCAGGCUCAACAAUUUUUUUGAUCAGAAUAAGAGUUGUUUCUCGUUAACUGCUAAAACUUACAGCAUUCUGAUUUCUGGAUGGGGUAAGGUUGGUGAUUCGGGGAAGGCCCGCGAGCUUUUUGAAGUAAUGCUUGAGCAAGGAUGUGAUGUUGAUUUGCUGGCUUAUAAUAAUAUGUUAGAUGCUCUUUGCAAAGGAGGCCGUGUGGAUGAAGCUAUGGAUUUUUUUUAA
Messenger RNA from Lathyrus sativus (Indian pea), 822 nucleotides. NCBI's taxonomy places the organism in Eukaryota, Viridiplantae, Streptophyta, Magnoliopsida, Fabales, Fabaceae. The record is from the annotation of a GenBank genome assembly.